Colletotrichum acutatum is the source of this 1914-nucleotide messenger RNA. RefSeq lists its product as uncharacterized. Lineage: Eukaryota; Fungi; Ascomycota; Sordariomycetes; Glomerellales; Glomerellaceae. The record is from RefSeq and is a predicted model, not a curated record. The coding region runs from base 233 to 1612 and encodes 459 amino acids. The transcript has a single exon.
UUUAAAGCCGCGAAACAUUGACAAUUCAAGACAUGAUUAUUUCAGUCAUGAUGUAUUUAAGAUAACAGGAAUUUAGAAAACAAAGUGUCUUCUCGGAGCAUCUUGAUCAUCUCAGCUUCUCUUAGGCCUCCGCCAUCAACAGUCGUACUUAACCACCCAAACAUUUACAGCAGCAAUCUCGUAAGUCAACUAAACACUCACACAACUGAUAGCCUUCUCAGUGGAGAGCAAGAUGCCUUGUGGUACUCCCGGACACCCUGAUAAGAGAUGGGUAGAGUCAUCAAACAUAGAUCGUUCACCAAAGAGGCCUCGUCUCAAUAUCAACACAUCGCGUAACGGACCAAACACACGUUCAGCAACCUGCCCUAUCCCCCUUAGCCCAGCAACAGACAUCUUGUCGAUCUACCGCCGAGGCCCAUACGUUCCUCAGGGAGCAACUGGGUCUCAGAUCCAGCCAGCCCCCGAUUUCCUUCAACUCAACCCCAUCCAAUCGAACCGGCCUUCAAUCAGUCUGCCAGUUACCCUCCCUCCUCUCAGAUCCAUCAUCGCCAACAAUCCUCAGUAUGCUGAUAACCAAGCUUGUCGGACAUGCCCUCAAUGCUCCGAGACCCUUCUAGGCCCGGAACCCAUCGGUACCAACGGACAACCCGUCUCCACCGUAUGCGAGAACUGCAGGCAGAGCAACGUCAGGGAGCAGGUCCUCCGCAAUAUCGCCGCCGAAGCCCUUCUCCUACUCGACACCGGCGUCGUCCCAAUCCGCGACAGCACAGGUGAAGCGUCAGUGGCCCCCGUAAGCCCUCCAAAGCAAGAUGACAGCCACAGGCUAUCCCAAGAGUAUCAACAGUUCCAGCCCCAUAGGCCGCUCCUCUGCGUCCGCUGUAAGAGGCCAGGAGUGCCAUGUGCUCCCGGACGACGACGAUGCGCAGAGUGCAUCUGCAUCCUCGUUGCCUUUGGACCAGACGAUGGUUCGGGUCCUCGAGAAGGUAAUAGUCAACCCAACCCGUUCAGAAAUGUCCCUCUCUCAUCACAAAACCUUACUAGGCUGCCAAUCCUCUGCGACGUCUGCCACGUUAAGAACGUGCCCCCAGGCACGAAGCGCUGCGAGAAUUGCAUUGCCCCAGACACCCCAAACACACCGCUGACAGCCUUCUUCACCGCACAGGGAAUCUGCGUCAUAUGUGAGCGUAACCACGUAGUGCAAGGUAAGUCCCACUGCAGAAAGUGCCUCUUCGAGGGAACAACCAGCGCCGAACCCCUACAGGCUCUCCAGAGCCUGCCCGCGGCCGAUAUCAUGCAGUGUACGGGUUGCGGCCACCAGGUCCACAGGACUCCCGAGGGUUACUGCCGCGAAUGUCGGGAUAACAUGCCGGGCGGCAGCGGGAAUCAGUCACAGGGCGAGGCGAUGGAUAUCGACGACAAACCUGCGGAGACUGUGUCCUCCACGGGUAUCUUGAUGAGGACGAAGUGCGGUUGCCAGAAGAACUUUGCGCGACUAGGCAAAAAAGUGUGUGCGGAUUGCCUGGCUGCCAAACAUAUGGUCGGAUGGAGAGGAUGGACUGCGUGGAAGAAGGCACAUUGGCCAAGACCCGAUCGCACGAACAAGAAGCAUUGAGCCGGGUGUGUGCAAGCCUCAAGUGAGGUAUAGAAAGAGUUGGUGGCCCUCACUACUGAGUCCAGUACAGCUGUGUUCAAUGGAGAAAAGAAUGCUUCGUUCAAGCCAGUCGGAGUGUUAUUUAAGGAGUGGUAGGUGGGUUUGAGAGGGAACGCGAGCUUAAGGCAAGGUAGCACGAGAUACCUCAAGAUAAAGCAUUCCAAAGGCUGGAACCGUGGUUGGACAACCCAAUAGAUAGAGUUAGCUUUGCGAGGAGUUGUCGUGAAUCUGACCGAGCACUUGAUUGUGAGAACUUGACUUGU